This is a messenger RNA of Paramuricea clavata, 1102 nucleotides long. Lineage: Eukaryota; Metazoa; Cnidaria; Anthozoa; Malacalcyonacea; Plexauridae. The record is from the annotation of a GenBank genome assembly.
AUGAUAGCAUCGCUCCAUGACCCCCUAACUUCUGCGACAGUUUUGCGAAACGUUAAAACACUACGUUUCACAGACACGGUCUUGUGUUUUUUACAGGGUGAAUCUGAAUACGAAGAAUGGAAAUAUCACAAAAAUAAGAACAUUGUUGAAUUGAUCGAGGAGUUUUCAUCUCUUACUGUUCCUGCUGUUCUCUUACUGACACAGCUACCCCGACUACAACCGGUAAAAUUUAAAAGUAUAGAACAUGGGGCAUCCCGCUAGCUUUGGGAAAAGGGGCGUGUGCAAGGGGGUGGGUGCCAGUUUCCUUAUUAAAUCCAGAAAACUGUUGGCAGUUACAAUAUACAUGGUACUUACGAUAUGUGUAUCAACGAAAGUUUACUAUGCACGGCAAAUACUUUUUAUGACCAAAAUGUCGAUUGGUUUAUAUCCAAUUUUUCGAACAAAUGAGGCGUUGCACACCUUUGGCUAUUAUCUAAAGCCUACUGUACUCCCCUGAUUACUACUGUAUAUAAAACAAUUGUUAUAUAGUUAGUGUCAAAGUUCAAUUUUUCUGUUUGCCAAUUGGUCAAAACCGUAUCACGUGCCGGUCCACAAAAUGUCGUGUUCACUGCGUGCUUUGCCGAGGAGGCAACCGGUCCACAAUGAAACAUUUAUUGACCGGUCAAUAAUAAAAUGGGUGCAAUACGCAUGCGUGUCAACCAUGAAGUUCCAAAGUUCAUUUUUUGAACUUUUUAUUAAACAUUUACGGCAUUCCAUUUAUCCAGUUUUGGUUUCAAAUUAAGUUCACUCCAAUAACCGGAAAAUUUUUCAUACUUUGACACUGAUAUACUAUAUAACAAAACACUUAUUUACUGAGACCUCGGGAAAUCAGUGUGUUUUGUGGCCCCGCGACCGCCGUUGUUGCCCUCGGGUCAACAAAACACACUGUUUCCCUCGGUCUCAGUAAAUAAGUGAUAAUUAAUAUGCCGUAUUAUUUAUUUCUUACCAGAGAUUCUACUCUAUUUCAUCGUCACCUCAAGCACAUCCUGGAGAGAUCCAUGCCACGGUUGCUGUUGUAAGAUUUAAAAAAGAAACUAAGUUUCUACAAAGAUUGUUAUUAUAG